Molecule: messenger RNA, 1020 nt
Organism: Nematocida minor
Lineage: Eukaryota; Fungi; Microsporidia
Product: glycerol-3-phosphate O-acyltransferase 3/4
Exons: 1
Coding region: 1-1020 (339 amino acids)
Biological process (GO): triglyceride biosynthetic process
Cellular component (GO): endoplasmic reticulum
Molecular function (GO): glycerol-3-phosphate O-acyltransferase activity
Source: RefSeq, a predicted model, not a curated record
AUGCGAAAACAGGAAGGAUUGAAUCAAGCAGCCGAGAAAAAAAAGAAGCCUGUGGCAAUUCUCCGAGAUAUACUUUACUGCACAGCUCUUGCAGGUAAAGCUUUAAUACGGGACGAAUUCUCCCUGUGUUUUCAGCAGAAAGAGCCCAAAACAGAGCUUACAUUCCUCUACGCGAUGAGCAUCCUCUGCAGGUACAGCAUUAUACUCCCCGCUCGGCUAUUUCUGGCCAUCGGCAUCCUUCUUUUCUACUCUACGCUUAUUAUACUGUCUCGAUUACUGCUUAGAGAGAUAGGAUGCAAUCUUUUCACUACAUACGGGUGCAAAGGCCUUCUGUGGGCCAUGGGAAUAAAAGUAAAACACCACGGAAUGAAAAAUAAGCCCAAAGUGCCGCAUGUGUAUGUCUCCAACCACACAACGUACAUGGACUAUCUUGUCCUGAGCAGCCACAAGUUCUCGCACUCGGUGAUAGCGCAGAGACAGGGCGGGUUUAUGUCUAUGCUUUUAAAGCUCGUAAGCGGUUCGGUGCAGUUUGAAAGAAAUUUGAAAGCAAAUCGAAAAGAAGUGAAAGAGGAAAUAAAAGAGCUAACACAGAAGGUGUCAAUUAUCGUGUUUCCAGAGGGCACGUGUGUGAAUAACGAGUACACUGUCAUGUUCCAAAAGGGUGCUUUUGAUUUGGGGGUGACAGUCUAUCCAGCAGCGAUCAAAUACAACAAAAAAAUAGGAGAUCCGUACUGGAACACGAGAAAGCAGUCGUUUACCAAACACUUUAUGUAUCUUAUAACACGGUGGCGCACAGAGGUCUCUGUCUGGUGGCUUCCUCCAAUGAAGCUGGAGCCCGAAGAAACGCCCUCAGAGUUUGCCUCAAGAGUCAAAAAGAGAAUAUCAGAGCAGGCCGGGCUGAAGAAUCUGGUGUGGAACGGGUAUUUAAAGCACUGCACAAGCCCGGAGGAAAUGAAAGAGGUGAAAAUGUGGGGAGACCAGCUGACGCCCACCCUUCAAACAAUACCUGAUAGAAGAUAG